Mytilus californianus (California mussel) is the source of this 798-nucleotide messenger RNA. RefSeq lists its product as uncharacterized. The record is from RefSeq and is a predicted model, not a curated record. Bases 270 to 572 code for a protein of 100 amino acids. The transcript is spliced from 2 exons. NCBI's taxonomy places the organism in Eukaryota, Metazoa, Mollusca, Bivalvia, Mytilida, Mytilidae.
AAAUAUUUGAAGACAUAUGUGAGGACGUGAUAGCCGAUUUAGAAUUGACUGAAGAGGAGGAGGAUGCUCUUGACAAAAAACACAUCCGUGUAUCCAUUUCUGAAAAAAAGUGGUUCUACAGUAAUAUUUAGUCCACACUACGGUGAUGACAUGAAACUGGCACUAGACUUUAAUAAAGACUUUAAGUUUUUGAAAUUUUGCAUUGACAUUGAUCGGACCUCUACAGAAAAGAAGCUUCCUCCUCAAAUAUUGUCAAUACCUUUGACAAAAUGAUGGGAGCCAGUCAAGCUGUCAACAAACUUCCUAAGCGAAAAGCAGAAGCUAUUAACAAGUUUACAGGUGAUGCUCUUGAAGGCGUGGUGAAUGUGCACCUACAGAUAGACUGUAAUACACAUGUGGAAUAUCCGUAUUAUGACUCUACCCUGGCACAGCCCGAUAUCUGUGCCUUCUGUGUAGCUGUGGGGGCAACAAGGGACCAAGAUGCCAUUAAAUCAUAUCGUAUUGUUCUACCAGUUUGCAGAGACUGUGUCAUUAUUGGAAAAUUACCACCCAAGAGAAACCCAAUUAAAUAAAUUAUUUCAAAUUAUACAUAGAGUUUUAUUUAAUAUAUCUGACAUGAGGAAACUGAUAGCUUGAUACACCCUAGAAUUUAAAAUACUGCCCUAUAAUGAUGGUUUGUAAUUUCCUAUUUACAAGUACAAAAAAAACCAAAUUUACCAAAAAAAUAAAAUAAUUUACCUACCUACCUACCCACACCUGACUUGAGAGGGUCAGGUUUAGGGAAAAAAACAAUUAUUU